This is a messenger RNA of Exserohilum turcica Et28A, 1005 nucleotides long. RefSeq names its product glycoside hydrolase family 61 protein. Lineage: Eukaryota; Fungi; Ascomycota; Dothideomycetes; Pleosporales; Pleosporaceae. The coding region runs from base 1 to 1005 and encodes 334 amino acids. The record is from RefSeq and is a predicted model, not a curated record. The transcript has 3 exons.
AUGGCUCCUACAACCGCUCUUCUCCUGUCGCUGCUCGCGGGCCAAACAUGCGCUCAUACCUUUAUUUGGGGCGUAUUUGUCAACGGAGUCGACCAAGGAACCUUCAAAGGCAUCCGCAUCCCCGCGUACAAUGGUCAAAACGGGCGUGGAGGCUACAACAACUCGCCAGUCAAGGACCUCGACUCCAUCGACAUGCGCUGCAACGUCAUGGGAGACGUGCAAGCCCACGAUACUAUCAAAGUGGCGCCGGGAGACAACCUCACGUUCGACUGGCAUCACGAGCUUCGUAAUGAUACCGACGAAGUCAUUGCCUCUUCGCACCAUGGGCCCUCGCUCAUCUACAUAUCGCCCGACCCCCCACGAGAUAACUCGUUCGUCAAGCUCUGGCACGCCGGCAAGAUCGAAAGCAACCCGUUCCCACAGCCAGGCGAAUGGAGCACCACCAGCGACAUUGCGAAGAAGUUCGGCCACAUGAAUGUACGCGUACCGGCGGGACUCAAAGCCGGAAAGUACCUGAUCCGCGCUGAGAUGGUCGGGCUGCAUGAAGGCGAAGUAAGCUAUGCGCAGAAUCCCAGGCGUGGAGCGCAGUUCUACCCGGAUUGCGUGCAGAUCGAGGUGACGGGUGAUGGCCAAGUGGAACUGCCCGAGGGCGUCAGUUUCCCGGGUGCUUAUUCUUACAACGAUCCUGGCGUCGUACACAACAUUUACUGCUCGACCGAAACCAGGAAGCCCGCAGCAUCCACAACUCCCUGCGUGACCGACUAUGUGAUUCCUGGGCCGACAGUAUGGACGGGCGCUUGGCCAGACACAACUGCCGUAUCUGUCGGGCUCGUCAAGGGCGUUACGACUGCGACGCCGUGGAGUACGUGGAUUGGGACUAACAGCGUGGUCACGAGUGCCACGUACACGGACCCGCGCAGCCAGACGAUUGUCGGUAGCUCAAAGUACACGGCGACUUGGAGUGCGACGUAUGCGGAGCCUACGGCUACGGCUCCUCGGUGGUAG